This is a messenger RNA of Brassica oleracea var. oleracea, 1101 nucleotides long. Its product is annotated as protein FLUORESCENT IN BLUE LIGHT, chloroplastic. The record is from RefSeq and is a predicted model, not a curated record. Lineage: Eukaryota; Viridiplantae; Streptophyta; Magnoliopsida; Brassicales; Brassicaceae. The coding region runs from base 56 to 1000 and encodes 314 amino acids. The transcript has 4 exons. Gene Ontology annotation, molecular function: protein binding. Gene Ontology annotation, biological process: chlorophyll biosynthetic process.
GCCGAGCUAAAGCGUUGUCUUAUCCUCCUCACUCCCCAGAGAGAGAGCUUCAGCCAUGUCGGCGAUUAUCCGGUGCUGCUCCUCCUUUUCCGAUACUUCCCGCGGCGGACCUCCGUCUCUGGGAAGAUCUCGAGUUCCAGAGACGGGAAAGUUAGCUAAAUCUAUUGGCUACUCCUUAGUCAGAACACCUAGGGCUUAUCAUCCUAUAUUCUCCAAGAUUAAACCUUUGUCUACCAAGCCCAAGGAGCAUGAAAGUAAAGGAAUCUUACAAACACCAUUUGGCAGCGUGGAAACUUUUGAGAUGUGGCAGGGAAUUGGGAGGCUCAAAUUACCGGGGAUGGCAGUGCUUUUGACAAACUCCCUUCUGAUGGGUACACCACUUGAAGCUUUGGCUGCUGACAUGUGUGAGCCUGAGAGCUCCAUCUUCAGCAUGCCAUUUUUGCUGCUUGUUGCUCUUGUUGGAGCCACUGUUGGAGGGUUGCUUGCUCGGCAGAGGAAAGGGGAGUUACAGAGGUUAAACGAACAACUACGGCAGAUCAACGCAGCUCUCAGGAGACAAGCGAAAAUCGAGUCUUAUGCACCAGGCUUGAGUUACGCACCAGCAGGAGCUAGAAUCCCAGGGAGUGAGAUCAUCAUGGAGCCAAAGAAACAUGAGCUGAUCUCCAAGUUGAAAACAGGAAAGACCUUUCUGAGGAAUCAAGAGCCAGAUAAGGCUUUUGAAGAGUUCAAGACAGCUUUGGAACUUGCACAGAAUCUCAGAGACCCCAUCGAAGAGAAGAAGGCUGCCAGAGGCUUAGGCGCUUCGCUGCAGCGUCAAGGGAAGUACAGAGAAGCCAUACAGUAUCACAACUUGGUUUUAGCCAUCUCAAAGAGGGAAGGAGAAGAUUCUGGAAGCACUGAAGCGUAUGGAGCUAUCGCAGAUUGUUACACUGAGCUGGGGGAUCUCGAGAAAGCCGGGAAGUACUAUGACACCUACAUUGCUCGGUUAGAGACAGACUGAUUCAUCCGCUUUGUCUUUUUGUAUGUUUGUUGUGUUCAUGUCAAAAUCACAUAAAAUGGAUAUCUUGAUCCCUUUUAUUGAAUGUAAUUUCGUUUGUCUUA